This is a messenger RNA of Rhododendron vialii, 1243 nucleotides long. RefSeq lists its product as uncharacterized. NCBI's taxonomy places the organism in Eukaryota, Viridiplantae, Streptophyta, Magnoliopsida, Ericales, Ericaceae. Gene Ontology annotation, molecular function: polysaccharide binding. The transcript is spliced from 2 exons. The record is from RefSeq and is a predicted model, not a curated record. Bases 61 to 1035 code for a protein of 324 amino acids.
GUCAGAGGAAGCAAUAUGGAUCAUACUCUCUCUCUCUCUCUAUAAACUUAUCUCCUUCCUAUGUCGAGCAGAAGGCUUCUCUCCGAUGUCUACAAAACCCAUUGUCUUCUUCUUCUUCUUGCCCUGUUUUUGGUCAACUGCUAUGCUCAAACAAUUCCCAAUUGUGUCUCCUCUUGUGGAAAUAUCCACAACAUCAGUCACCCAUUUCGACUGAAAGGAUAUCCAGAACACUGCGGAAACAAGAAAUACGAACUGGAAUGCGACCACAAUCGUCUUGUACUGCGCUUGAAGUCCUCCGCAAAAUACUACGUCCACUCAAUCAACUACAACAACUAUACAAUCCGACUAGUCGAUGUUGGCUUACAACAGGGAAAUUGCUCCUCCCUCCCUCUUUAUUCUUCGUCGGAUCUCAACUUUACUGGUUAUUAUGGUGCCGCAGACGGACCAAAUUACUUAGCGUACAAUCCGGGAGACGAUGCUGCUGCUCUUGCGGCUUAUAUUUUUUACCGUCAUCAUCCAAUCCCAUGGGAUGUGGCUGUGGCACUCUGGGUAGAUUGUGAAAAGCCAGUAAAAUCUCGAUUGUACACGGAAAGUAAUACUAGUGCUUCUAGUUGUAUUGAUAAAGCAACUUCAUCUGCACUCUCUUCCGGGGAAAGGAGACGCUAUUCUUACUUUCUGUUCGGAAGCUUAAAACUUUCGGACGUGGCAGAUCAGUGCAAAAUAGAUGAGAUACGUAUAACAACGUUGUGGUUGCCAGCUGAUAAAAGCCAAGCAAACAUUUCCUACUCGGAUUUCCACAGUAAAUUGGAGUAUGGGUUUGAGCUUUCCUGGCUGUCCUCUCUCUGUGAAAAAUGCCAAGAACAAGGGCGCUAUUGCGAAAUUGGGUCUAAUUACAGCGCCAAUUGCUACAAAUUCUGCUAUUAUUGGUCCGACGCCCGAAACAGAACCUUUGGAUGUCUCUUGGAGAUUAUUUUCUAUGGUAAGUGCUCUCUGUCUCAUCUGAUUUUACUCUUUUGGUUUACAGUAUGUUAUUGAAAUGUUGUAAUCUGAUAGCCACAAGUAUCCCUGCAACUAUAGAAGAUUACUUUGGUCCUCUUUUAUUACUAUUAUUGUUGUUGUAGUUGUUAUUGUAUGAGACCUUUUGAGUAUCCUUGCAAGCUCUGUAUGGACUGGCCUUGUAAGAGUUGACAGAGCCUGAAAAACUUUGAAUAUGUGAUCUUAAUUAGGAGGAAGACAACACCUA